AUGUCAGACUAUCGCAGGAAUUUGACGAUUAUCGUGACGGCUGUGAUGCUGGUCGUCUCCACUGCCGUGUACGGCCUGCGACUACUGGCUCGGCGCAUGCUGAAGAAGCCCCUGCGCAUCGACGAUUACUGUAUGGGUGUGGGGGUGUUUAUGAGUUAUGUCAUUGCCGUCUGCAACUUUGUUGCCGCUGCGAACGGCCUCGGGGAGCAUGAAGAUACAUUGAGUGCGAAGCAGAGAACGAAUGUUCUGAUAGCCACAUUCAUCUUGGAGAAGGUCUGGUCAUUUGCACUCAUGUUCGUCAAAUCUUCGAUCAUUCUCUUCUACCUCCACAUCUUCCGCGGCCCGCGGUUCAGCGUGGCGUGCUACGUGCUUCUUGCCUUCACCGUGUGCUGGAUGCUGGCUGCCUUCCUGGGAAACACCUUCCAGUGCACACCCGUGCGGUACUUUUACGACAAGUCCAUCGUGGGCUCCUGCAUGAAUCCCCGGCCAUUUUUCCAAGCGAUUGGCAGCAUUAGCGUUGUCGAGGACGUCGCCAUUCUCUGUUUGCCGAUGCCGAUCCUGUGGCAGCUCCAGAUUGAGCCAAGAAAGAAGGCGAUCUUGAUUUUCAUUUUUUCCCUAGGUGGUUUUGUCUGUGUCGCGAGCAUCAUGCGUCUCAUCACUUUCAAUGAGAUCCGCGACGACGAUUUGACCUAUACCAAUGUCGACUCCGGAUUGUGGACGUACAUCGAACUCGCGGCCGGCAGCAUCUGUUGUUCCCUCGCCCUGCUCCGCCCUCUUUUUGGCCGUCUCUUGAAUAUUGGACGAGGCAGCCAGUCACACACGUACCGGGAACACGGCCGAAAUACCACCCCAGAUCUAUAUGCGAAAGCAUGGCCGGCGAGGACGGUCAACACUGCUGCAUCUGUGGAACCCAAUAACGACGCAGUACAGCUGGGGGGAUUCAUACGGAUCAAGACAGAUAUCCGUCUGGAUGUUGAGCAAUCACCAGUAUCUAUUUAA
Penicilliopsis zonata CBS 506.65 is the source of this 999-nucleotide messenger RNA. RefSeq lists its product as hypothetical. Lineage: Eukaryota; Fungi; Ascomycota; Eurotiomycetes; Eurotiales; Aspergillaceae. Bases 1 to 999 code for a protein of 332 amino acids. The record is from RefSeq and is a predicted model, not a curated record. The transcript is spliced from 6 exons.